AUGAGAUUAGCUACUGAAAUUGACAUUCCUUUAAAUAAUGGAACCAAAAUUCCUGCAUUGGGACUUGGUACUGUUGCUUCAGAUGAUCCAAAAGAUGUUAAAGAUCAAGUUAAAGCAGCAAUUGAAGCUGGAUAUCGUCAUAUUGAUACUGCUUGGUAUUAUGGGACUGAAAAAUAUAUUGGAGAAGCUUUAAAAGAAUUAUUUGAUGAAGGUAUUAUUAAACGUGAAGAUUUAUUUAUUACUACUAAAGUUUGGCCAAGUUUUUGGCAUAAUCCUGAAAAAUCAUUAGAUGUUUCAUUAAAUGAAUUAGGAUUAGAUUAUGUUGAUUUAUUUUUACAACAUUGGCCAAUUUGUUUACAUGGUGAUGAAAAUACUGGAUUACCUAAAGUUCCAAAAGAUGAUAAUGGUGAAUUAAUUUAUGAUGAUGAUCCAGUUGAUGGUAAAAAAUUUAUUGAAGUUUAUCAUAAAUUAGAAGAUAUUUUAGAAAAUACUAAUAAAGUUAAAUCAAUUGGUGUUUCAAAUUAUUCAAUUCCUAAACUUCGUGAAUUAUUACCAAAUGUUAAAAAACAUACUCCUGUUAUUAAUCAAAUUGAAUAUCAUCCUUAUUUGCCACAACAAGAUUUAGUUGAUUAUUGUAAUAAGAAUAAUAUUGUUAUUUCUUGUUAUUCUCCAGUUGGUAGUUUUGGUGCUCCAGUUUUGAAAAAUCCUUUAAUUAAAGAAUUGGCUAAAAAAUAUCAAGUUUCUGAAAACGAAAUUGUUAAUGCUUAUCAUAUUUUAAAUAACAGAGUAACUUUACCAAGAUCUUCAAAUCUUGAAAGAAUUAAAUCAAUUAUUAAAUUACCUGAAUUGACCAAAGAAGAAAUGGAUGAAUUGUAUCAAAUUGGUGUUAAAGAUCCACAAAGAUUCAUUUGUGAUCCAUGGGGUUAUGGUUUAGGAUUCAAAUGGUGGAAAGGUGAUACUUUAAGUAAAACAUUCGACUAA
Messenger RNA from Candida tropicalis MYA-3404, 981 nucleotides. It is a transcript of the gene ARA1, whose product is annotated as D-arabinose 1-dehydrogenase (NAD(P)(+)). Bases 1 to 981 code for a protein of 326 amino acids. The record is from RefSeq and is a predicted model, not a curated record. Gene Ontology annotation, cellular component: cytosol. The transcript has a single exon. NCBI's taxonomy places the organism in Eukaryota, Fungi, Ascomycota, Pichiomycetes, Serinales, Debaryomycetaceae. Gene Ontology annotation, molecular function: aldose reductase (NADPH) activity.